Metarhizium brunneum ARSEF 3297 is the source of this 1623-nucleotide messenger RNA. RefSeq names its product Protein LONG AFTER FAR-RED 3. The record is from RefSeq and is a predicted model, not a curated record. Lineage: Eukaryota; Fungi; Ascomycota; Sordariomycetes; Hypocreales; Clavicipitaceae. Gene Ontology annotation, molecular function: hydrolase activity, acting on carbon-nitrogen (but not peptide) bonds.
AUGGUCAAGGUCCUUCGAAAUGGCCGAUUUCUCCGUCCGUCUGGACACAAUCCGAAAGAGGCCGUCUUUGCAAACUGUCUCAUCUUAGAUGAGUCUUCAGGAAAGAUUCUCUACGUCGGCUCAGAUGACGGUGGGGAGGUGCAAAGCGCCGUGUCUUCUGGAGCAGAGAUGCUCGACAUGCAGAACCGACUAAUCGUCCCCGGCUUCAUUGACAGCCACAUGCACCUGCUGCAUACUGGACAAACGUUGAACAAGCUGGAUAUAAGUGGCUGUGAGACCCUGGAAGAGAUUCGCACCGCCAUCCGCAACUACGCGAAAGCUCACCCGGAUAUGGAUCGAAUCCUGUGCUGCAGCUGGUUCCAGACCUCUACCAACGGAGAGGCAUUUGCAAGCCAGAUCGAUGAUCUGGACCCUCGACCUAUCUAUAUUUAUGCAUACGACAUGCAUUCCAUGUGGUGUAACACAGCAGCACUGAGUGAAUUGCAAGUCGCAGACCUAGAGGAUCCCCCCGGCGGUAAGAUUCAUAGAGAUGGGGCUGGCAAGCCCACAGGUCUGCUAUCAGAAACCGCUGCGUUAGGCAUUGCCGACCCGUUUCUGAGCGCGCAGCUUUCUUCAGAGCAAAAGCUGGACUUCGUUCACGAUGCUAUUGAAUCGUACAUUGCCAGCGGAUACACUGGCCUCAUCGACAUGGCCAUGGACGAGAAGACGUGGGACAUCAUCCUGAGUUACCGCAAGAAAUGCGGCGGAAGUCUUCCCAUCUGGAUGGCCGUACAUUGGUUUGUUCUGCCGCAAAAGACGCCGGAGGAGUCCCUUGCACAGGUCGACGAGGCCAUUACGCUGAACAAGCAGUACAACGAAAAGACUUCCCCUGACUGCCGCAUCACCGGCAUCAAGAUCAUGUGCGACGGCGUUGUAGACGCCUGCACCGCAAGUCUCAUGGAGCCAUACGCGCACAACGGCGGAAACGAGCCGGCGGUGUGGACUGUGGAGGAACUCGUGCCCAUCUUAAAAAAGGCCGACGACGCCGGCUUGCAAAUUGCUAUCCAUGCCAUUGGCGAUGCUGCCAUCAGAGUAGCCAUCGACUCUCUAGAGCGAGUGGGAAACUCGCAAGGGCGACAUCGCAUUGAACAUCUGGAAACAUGCUCCCCCGAGGAUGUCAAACGCCUAGGCAAGCUCGGAAUCACCGCAUCGGUCCAACCUGUGCAUAGCGAUCCGUCCAUCCUCCAGGCGUGGCCGAAGCUGCUCGGCCCCCAAAGAUGCGAGCACGUCUUCCCGUACAACGGCUUCGCUGAGCACGGGGCUACCGUUGCGAUUGGCACCGAUGCUCCUACAGCGUCACACCUCGUUCUUCCGAAUCUGUAUACUGCUACGACGCGGCGGUCUGGGCGAAAGCCGGAGCUGGACGAGCAGACGGCCCCGAGAUUUGCGCUGAGUCUUGCGGCUGCCAUGGCUGCGGCAACUCAGGGCGCUGCGUAUAGUUGCUUCGCUGAUGACCGUGUCGGUAGGCUGGAACCCGGCAAGGCUGCGAAUCUUGCUGUCGUGGACGUGGUUUGGGAUCCCGCCAGGCUUUUAGAAGGCAAAGUCCAGGAGACGUGGUAUCAGGGCCGCAAGAUUUACGGGUAG